Myxocyprinus asiaticus (Chinese sucker) is the source of this 2362-nucleotide messenger RNA. It is a transcript of the gene gpat4, whose product is annotated as glycerol-3-phosphate acyltransferase 4. Gene Ontology annotation, biological process: triglyceride biosynthetic process. The record is from RefSeq and is a predicted model, not a curated record. The transcript is spliced from 13 exons. The coding region runs from base 489 to 1844 and encodes 451 amino acids. NCBI's taxonomy places the organism in Eukaryota, Metazoa, Chordata, Actinopteri, Cypriniformes, Catostomidae. Gene Ontology annotation, cellular component: endoplasmic reticulum. Gene Ontology annotation, molecular function: glycerol-3-phosphate O-acyltransferase activity.
GGAAAUAGCGGCAGCCGUGCUAUGCUCUUAAACUAGAGUCAUAACCACAUCAGCAGCCGCUCACGAUGCUUAAAUAUCAAAUCUGUAAUUAAUCCAAAAGAAAAAUAAUCACGUUAUCUUCUUGCAAAAGAUAUGUCAGAGAUGGCAGUGGAUCAUGUUAAGUUGUUUCAAAAAAUCCCUUGAGGCUAAAAGAAUAAUUUCAUUAUUGGACAUCAAUACACAUGUUUAUGCUCUAUAUUUCCAACUCUCAAGACUGACACAGAGAGUUUCCAAACCCUGACAAGUCUUGUUGGCAUGUCUCUACCGCUAUUGUGUUAACUUGAUGGAUAUUUUUCCAUUGUUCCAAGCAUAAAUGUUUAUCUUUCACGAUGUGCCUAUGAAUUCCUUGUUUCAGCGUAGGCUUCAGAAAUUGAGGCACUAUAGAAGAGUCCAGUCUUUAUUUAGGGAAUCACUUUGAAUUGUUACUUCCCUGUAACAUCGCAGUCAAGAUGGAGUCCUACCUCUUCCAGUUCGACAGCCUGAUCUGUAUGCUCUUGGGCAUCUCCUUCACGGUGUGGUUUACUCUUCUGCUGGUCUUCAUCAUUGUGCCUGCAAUCCUGGGUGUGUCGUUCGGGAUCCGCAGGCUCUACAUGAAAUCACUGAUCAAGCUUUUUGAGUGGGCGACAUUAAGAAUGGAGAGGGGAGCCAAGGAGAAGAAUCAGCAUCUCUACAAACCCUACAGCAAUGGGAUCAUUGCUAAAGAGCUAGUGUCACUUGAACAGGAGAUCCAGGAAAUGAGGCGUGGCGGCGCAGAGCCCGAGUUUGACAUGUCCGACAUCUUCUAUUUCUGCCGGCGAGGUGUGGAGAGCAUUGUGGACGAUGAGGUGACCAAACGAUUCACAGCAGAGGAGCUGGAGUCUUGGAACCUGCUAACCCGCAGCAACUACAAUUUUCACCACAUCAGCACCAGACUCACAGCACUGUGGGGGGUGGGAGUGCUCAUCCGCUAUGGGUUCCUGCUGCCGCUCAGGGUCACGCUUGCUUUUACUGGUGUCUGUCUUCUUGUUGUUUUGACGUCAAUCGUUGGCCUGUUUCCAAAUGGAAGGAUGAAGAAUUAUCUGAGUGAUAAGGUUCAUCUGAUGUGUUACCGCAUCUGCGUGCGAGCCCUCACUGCCAUCAUCACCUACCAUGACAGUGAGAAUAAACCAAAAAAUGGAGGAAUCUGUGUGGCCAAUCACACCUCUCCCAUUGAUGUCAUCAUUCUGGCCAGUGACGGAUGCUACGCUAUGGUGGGUCAGGUCCACGGUGGUCUGAUGGGGGUCAUUCAGAGGGCGAUGGUCAAAGCCUGUCCGCACAUUUGGUUUGAGAGGUCUGAAGUCAAGGACAGACACCUAGUGGCUAAACGAUUAAGUGACCAUGUUGCAGAUGAAAGCAAACUGCCCAUCCUCAUAUUCCCAGAAGGAACCUGUAUUAACAACACUUCAGUCAUGAUGUUCAAGAAGGGAAGCUUUGAGAUCGGCUGUACUGUUUACCCUGUCGCCAUAAAGUACGACCCUCGUUUCGGUGAUGCGUUCUGGAACAGCAGUAAGUUUGGGAUGGUGAACUAUCUGCUGCAUAUGAUGAGCAGUUGGGCCAUCGUCUGCAGCGUCUGGUAUCUUCCUCCAAUGAGCAGAAUGGAAGGGGAGGACGCUGUGCAGUUUGCCAACAGGGUCAAGGCGGCCAUUGCUAGAAAGGGAGGCCUGGCAGACUUGUUGUGGGACGGCGGUCUGAAACGUGGGAAAGUUAAAGAAGUUUUCAGAGAGGAGCAGCAGAAGCUGUACAGCAAAGUUUUAGUGGGCAAUAGCGAAGACCGCAGUCGCUCCUGAAGGGACCCAGCUGUCUUGCUUGACUUGAAACAUGCUGCGCAGCGCUCACGGCGAGAGCCUGGACCCUCCGCAGAAUGCAGUGUGGCCCAAGACUGGCCCCCUUCUGAAUCUGCUCACACAGAACUGUAGAACUGGACUGAAGAAAUCAGUCAAGAGCCGGUGAGGGAGAAUGUUGUUGCCAGAUCCUCUGCCCACUGCUGCGCCUCAGGAGCUUUUUGCGUUAUUGCACGAUUGUCUCAGUGGCAUUCAAUUUCUGGGCUGAUUUCAACUUGGAGUGAGAGUUACACGUGACAUACUUGAUUUUUACUUCCUUCACAGUCUGUUAAUGUUUUGCAUAUUUGUGCUUUGUUACUGUAUUGCACGAUGUCCCAGGAGAAGUGUGAGAGAGUUUGAAGUGAUUUAUUUAAGCUUGUAAAAUAAAAAAAAACAGAGGAUGGUGUGCGUAGAGCUUUAGUGUUGCAAGAACCAUGUCCAUUAAUUGUUUAGAUGCUCAGCGUUCAUCUCCUCAUGGCAGCCUA